UCAGCUUCGUCUGUCAUCAUUCACUUCUCAAUAUGUUUAGAUAUCAACUUACUUGUUAGCAGCACAGGCAUUGUUUGUUUCGUUUGAUACCCAGAAUGAAUUCCUGUUGCCGCGGACUUCUUAUCUUAUUCUCUGUGAUCAUUCUUUUGAUGUGUUUUGUGCUCAACCUGAUAACGUAUGAUUGCAGUGUCAUUAAGUACGCACAGUCCAGCAUUCCUAAUCAUUGUCAAUCUCUGGAUAGCAGCAAUGUCGCAUACAUUGACACUUGGGGUCGAGCUUUGAAUGGCAGCAUCUUAGUGCUUUGUGCGUUUGCAGUGAUUGGUGUAGGAAGGUACAAGAAAGUGGCUAUGGCUGUUCUUGGAGUGGGAGGAAUUCAGUUGAUUAUUGCUUCUGGAUUUUGCUUCAAAGCCUACUACCUGUCUAUCAACUAUCCAGGGGGUGCUUGUUGCUACAGUUUGAGUAUUGACACUUGUGUUGUAUCAGACGUUGCACGUCAGUGUCCCAAAGAUUGGUUUAGUCAGAGUGCUAGUUCAUUUGUCUCAGGAAAAGAAUGCAGUGUACCAACAUGUUGGGAUCAUGCUCCAAAUGCAACUCAUUUUCAAGAUUGCACCAAUAUCACCGAUUGUAAAAGAGAUGAGACUUGCUCACAAUCACCACCUCUUGUGGGCAAAUGUAUAUGUAAGCCAGGAUAUGGUCGAUCUACCAAGCAUGCUUGCCUUCUCUUGGGAAAACAUUCGCAGAUAAACAUAAACAAACUCAGUGGGGCAAGUGUUUUCCAAUCUCUUCUUACUGUGUUAUCAGCUGUCAUAUCUGUCGUUUUAUUGGUUGCUCUGCAUCGUAACAUUCAAUACAACAAAUCCAGUUCAGGCUUCACUUAUACACAUACUGAACAUGGAAUUGCCAUGACAGAUGUGGCAACAAGCAAACAGGAGCAAUCUCCCAUAUUAAUUAACUAAUAAA
Messenger RNA from Corticium candelabrum, 960 nucleotides. RefSeq lists its product as uncharacterized. NCBI's taxonomy places the organism in Eukaryota, Metazoa, Porifera, Homoscleromorpha, Homosclerophorida, Plakinidae. The record is from RefSeq and is a predicted model, not a curated record. The coding region runs from base 96 to 956 and encodes 286 amino acids. The transcript is spliced from 8 exons.